AAUAUAACAAAUAUAUAAAAGGGGUCAAAGAGACUUUUAUUACCCACGAAGAACAAGAACGAAAACAAACACCAAAAUCAGAAAGAGACCGAUCGAUCUUCUCCCUCUUGUCCCUAUGGAAACGCAACUCUCAAACGCAGACGCUGAUUCCCUCCAGCGACUCCUAAAUUUGAGCCUCGGAGCUAACGACUACACCGCCAAAAUCAUCAACGGAUCACGAUCCGCAAACUCCACCAAUCCACAGUGCCAGCCUUUGGACAUCGAGUUCGUGGAGAAGAUCUUGAACUACAAGUUCAAAGACAAGAGUUUGCUGCUGCAAGCGUUCACAGACGCUACGUUUGAUGAAAACUGCGUUUCGUAUGAACGCCUAGAGUUCUUAGGAGACACCGUCUUAAAUAUGGUUAUAACAAAAUAUUUAUAUAAUCGCUACCGAGAUUGUUCCCCAGGUUUGUUGACCAAUCUCCGAGCGGUCAACGUUGACACAGAGAAACUGGCCAGAGUCGCUGUAAAACACAACCUCCAUCGCUGCCUCCGUCAUAAGAAACCCUUGCUUGAGGACCAAAUUUUGGAAUUUACAAAAGCAAUGGAAACAUAUCCAUUACACUCUCGUGGUCUAUUGAAAGUCCCUAAAUCUCUAGCUGACAUAGUAGAGUCUACCAUUGGAGCUCUAUAUACUGACUGUGACUCCUUUGAGACCGUGUGGAAGGUGGUAAUGCCAUUGUUGGAGCCGAUAAUAUCUUUAGAUAAACUGGAGAACCAUCCAAUGACAGAACUUCAUGAGAUGUGUCAGAAGAAUAACUUGAAAUUGAGGUUCGACGACAGUACUUGGGAAGUUGAUAAAAGGGUUCUUGUCUUUAUUGAGGAUAAAUUGGUUGGACGUGGACAUCAUCUUGCCAAGAAAGACAGUGCUAAAAAUUGCGCUGCAAAAGAUGCUCUCGACAAUUUUUCCUAUUUAUUUACAAAGAUUUAAUAUAAUUUAUAUAAUUUGUAUGAAAAACUCUUUUUAUCUUGAAAAGAUUGUAUUAUUUCUUUGUAUUUGAAUCAACAUGAACAAAAAUAACAACACUUUGGGCUAUACAAGCCCACCAUGUUAAAAUUUAUCUAAAAAUUAUUAA
Messenger RNA from Brassica oleracea var. oleracea, 1115 nucleotides. RefSeq names its product ribonuclease 3-like protein 3. Gene Ontology annotation, molecular function: ribonuclease III activity; RNA binding. Bases 116 to 970 code for a protein of 284 amino acids. The record is from RefSeq and is a predicted model, not a curated record. Lineage: Eukaryota; Viridiplantae; Streptophyta; Magnoliopsida; Brassicales; Brassicaceae. The transcript is spliced from 3 exons. Gene Ontology annotation, biological process: siRNA processing. Gene Ontology annotation, cellular component: nucleus; cytoplasm.